AGAGAGAAGCAAAGCCCGCCAAAACAUUUGAUACUAACAGAAAGAACGAGACAGAUUGAGUAACUGUACUGUGGCUGGAAGGAAGGAAACAAAAGGCUUAAAUCGCAAUUGCUUGCGUUCCAGUGUUGCGACCAUUGUCUACGACGAGAGCGUCAAAGCUCUCGGCAGGCAAUACAAGAACACACACACAUCCAAACAACAACUGAGUCUCUCAUACACACACACAAAUACAUAGACAUACAUACCAACACCCGCACUCACUCACACAACAGCCAAAGCAGACGAGACAAAUAGUAUAUAAAAAAAAUAUAUAUAUCACGUGAAAUUAACAGCAGCUGGCAGCUGAGAGCGCUGAGCGCCAAACAACUACAAAUAACGAGAGCGAGAGAGAGUAAGAAUAGAAGCUCUCUGAUCACGUCAAGUGAGACAAGUGCGAGAGAGCGUGAAAGAGAGAGAGAGAGAGUGAGAGACAGAACAACCGAUACCUUCAAUAAAACAAAAUAACGGCGCACUGAGAGUAUUUUGCAAAAAAUACUCGUGCACACACACUCUCAGGAUAUGUACGGCAACAAUAAUCCGGGUAGUAACAAUAAUAACGGUGGUUAUCCCCCAUACGGUUACAACAAGUCGAGACAUGAUCUCUUUUCACAGCAACAGCCAAGCAGCAUUUUCAAGCGAUCUCAACAGCGAAAACGACAGACACAAACAUUUAGAUUGUAUGUAGUGUGGUUUUUUUUCGGUGCUUAUUAUUAUAAUUAUUGUUUGACAAUCAAAAAAAAAAAAACAUAAGAAACUGGUGUGAUAACUCUGUGAAGUACCAACAAAAUGUUCCUUAAACGAAGACGCCGUCAACGCCUCGGUGGACGUGUAUUUGGCAUGUCACAUUCACUGCCAUCUGGAAUGUCACGUUAUGCGUUCUCACCACAGGACACAGAAUUUACAUUUCCAAGUUCCUCGUCGCGUCGCGGUUACAAUGAUUUCCCAGGCGGUAAUGGCGGCAGCGCCAAUUCCCUUGGCGGCAAUAUCUGCAAUAUGCCGCCAAUGGCCAGCAACAAUUCGCUGAACAAUCUGUGCGGCCUAUCGAUUGGCAGCGGCGGCAGCGAUGAUCACAUGAACGAUCAGCGCAACAGCAACACCAAUUUGAUAGUCAACUAUUUGCCGCAGGAUAUGACUGAUCGCGAGCUGUAUGCCCUAUUUAGAGCCAUUGGACCCAUCAAUACGUGCAGAAUCAUGAGAGACUAUAAGACUGGCUACAGUUUUGGUUAUGCUUUCGUGGACUUCACAUCGGAAAUGGACUCGCAGCGUGCGAUUAAAGUGCUCAAUGGCAUCACAGUGCGUAAUAAACGGCUCAAGGUUUCAUAUGCACGUCCUGGCGGUGAAUCGAUCAAGGAUACCAAUCUGUAUGUGACCAAUCUGCCGCGCACGAUAACCGAUGAUCAGCUGGACACGAUCUUUGGCAAAUACGGUUCCAUAGUGCAGAAGAAUAUACUGCGCGACAAGCUGACCGGUCGGCCAAGGGGCGUGGCAUUUGUACGCUACAACAAACGCGAGGAGGCACAGGAGGCAAUCUCGGCGCUGAACAACGUCAUACCGGAGGGCGGAUCCCAGCCGCUGUCGGUGCGCCUGGCCGAGGAGCACGGCAAGGCCAAGGCGGCGCACUUUAUGUCCCAAAUGGGCAUGGGACCGCCGCAGGCGCCACCACCGCCGCCGCCGCCGCCGCCGCACAUGGCGGCCGGCUUCAAUAAUAUGGUUCACAGAGACGGAGCAAUGGAAAAAUUACGCUCAUUAUUCGAUGCUAUUUGCGAUGCUAUCUUUGGUCUCGAUAGCGACAACUUUGCCGAUUUGCUUGACGGACUGUACCGCCGGAAGUACCAUUAUCCUUACUUAUAAUUGACGCCGCAGCAGCAGCAGCAACUGCAACUCUAUCAGCAGGCGUGCGGCUACAAUUCUCAUGGCAACAACAACACCAACAA
Molecule: messenger RNA, 1973 nt
Organism: Drosophila montana
Lineage: Eukaryota; Metazoa; Arthropoda; Insecta; Diptera; Drosophilidae
Product: protein sex-lethal
Exons: 9
Coding region: 826-1890 (354 amino acids)
Biological process (GO): alternative mRNA splicing, via spliceosome; sex determination
Cellular component (GO): ribonucleoprotein complex; nucleus
Molecular function (GO): mRNA binding
Source: RefSeq, a predicted model, not a curated record